This is a messenger RNA of Fusarium oxysporum Fo47, 1816 nucleotides long. RefSeq lists its product as uncharacterized. The record is from RefSeq and is a predicted model, not a curated record. The transcript has a single exon. The coding region runs from base 256 to 1599 and encodes 447 amino acids. Lineage: Eukaryota; Fungi; Ascomycota; Sordariomycetes; Hypocreales; Nectriaceae.
AGCACGCAAGUUUCAUUCUCGCCCUCAAGGGAAGUGGCACAUAACCAGCCGUACGAUUAAGCUGACCACCAGGAUCCAAUCCGACGGUUUCAUGACUGCAUGCCAAAGCCUCUCCUUAUCUUAUCUUAUCUUAUCUUAUCUAAUGAGUCACCUGACAACCCCGCUCGCCGGUACAUCUGCAGUCGUAAAUUCGAACUGAACUGAACUGAACGUCACGCUCGACAUCUACUAUGGUGUACCCUUGCCUCCUUCAAAAUGACUACUAUCUCCCAUUUCCCAAUCGAGAUGCUUUGCUCGAUUGCUAAUCUUCUCGAUGACGAAGCCUUCUUCCGGUUUCGGCAAACGUCCCGGUUGAUUAAUAACAGCACAGCCUCGCAAUUCGCCACGCGAUAUUUCGAACGCCGCUGUGUCUUUCUGCAGCGCCACAGUCUGGAAGCUCUUAUCGAUAUUGCGCGUCACCCGACGUUCGGUCCCACAGUGCAGUCGCUCGACAUCAGCAUCGUCCACAUCACAAAGGACCCUGAUCUCUGGGAACGGGACAUGCAGUAUCGCCCAGAGGAGGGUAAUGAAGUGGAAAUAGGUGAGCCAAGCCCAGAAGACCAGGGCUCUUCGCCGAGCAGUCCGUGGUCUGAAGAUUCCCACGUGCCAGACUUUGAGUCUUCCGCCGAGAAGGAGAAGGCAGUAGUAAACACCAUCGCAUAUAGUCGUUAUCAAGACGAUCAGAGAUAUAUAAUGGAGUGUGGAAUGGCUACUGCAUACUUGACCCUGGCGCUUACUGCAAUGCCGAACUGCAGGACGAUCAUUCUCUCAGGCCAAGACCGUCCUUGGGGCGCAAGGCUACAGGCCAAACAAACGGGCUUAUGGCCGACUACUAACACCGACACAAUUGAGAGUGGCGAGUUCGCGAGACAUGCACUACAAGUCGUGCUUGCAGCUGUGGUUGCAAGCCGUGUCUCGCUAGAGGAGCUUGACAUACUGUUUAACCUCCAGGAUUUCCGCGCUGGCUCACAUGGGUUUGUCUCGGAUCUCGCUGCCCAGCAGAUACGCUCCUGUUUCCUCGACCUGGAUACCCUCCGCUUGAACGUCUGUUCGGAGUACUUUACCCUCUCGGAUAGCGGGGCGGGCAGUCUUGUGCGAUUCAUCGAGCUUUUCCCGACCGCGACGCUUCUCGAUCUGCGCAUGGGUGGCCGUAACAAGUUGUCCCUAGUCACCGCGAUCGCCGGAUCUCUGCAGAUGACAGCCCUCCGAGAGUUGGAGCUCCACUGGGUGAAUUGCACCGCCGAUGCGCUGGUUAAGAUUCUAUGCCGGCAUCAGAGCACCUUAAAAGACGUGCUCUUCAACGGUGUGCAUAUCCACGAGACUCAAGGUUGGCCGCUAAUCUUCUGUGUCCUUCGCGACAAGCUAAGCGUCGAAAGCUUGCUAGUUGCGAACUGCUUGAGCGCAAAACAGUGGGUUAGGUUCCGUAAACCUGGGGGCGAAGAACGAGGUAUCCAAAUUCGCGGCGAUUGGGACUCGCUUACUAGCGCCAUCGACCGGAUUGUGCUGGAAAAGGUAGAAAAUCCAAGGAUGCGAUCUCCCUUUGGUUUGCUGGGGUAUUGAUAUGACCCUCUUGCAAGCUACCACGAAACGGAUGUUUAGAAAACACCAUAAUACCGAUGCUAGCUAUUGAAUUUGCUUUAGUCAGUUUCUGUACUACCUGCUUUCUUCGGUUAUUCUACUUGGACUCGUUAUUCGUCUCAGCAAUCUAUUUCGAAGGCCUGCUCCACCUCAUCCAUCUUCUCUUACCAUGCAAUACCCACCUGCCAUGCGUACCCGC